AUGGGGCAAAAUGGCGGCGCCGAUUUUGGCGCGCUUUUGUCCGGCGCCGGUCGACAAAUUUUGAACCAAGGAGGUCAAGCAUUGUUGAAUUAUGGCGCCCAAGCACUUGGGAACAUAAUUAAUGAGGUUUUCCAAAAGAAAGAAGCCGAACACAAGAGAGUAUUGCCUAGUAUCAAAAAUUAUAAAGUGCUCGGUGAAACCCGUCCAUCAUCAUUCGGACCAGCUACAUACCAGGAUUUCAAAGAAAUCAGGUCUCGUUGUCUCUCUGAAGGCCGUCUUUUCGAAGACCCGGAGUUUCCUGCCACUGAUCGCAGUUUAUACUACAAGGAACGGCUGGAUAGACCUUUGACAUGGCUGAGACCUUCGGAAAUCUGCGAGGAUCCGCAGCUAUUCGUGGAGGGCUACAGUCGCUUCGACGUACAGCAAGGCGAGCUAGGUGACUGUUGGUUGCUCGCUGCCGUCGCAAAUUUGACGCUCCAUAGAAAACUGUUCUUCCAAGUGGUGCCUGAUGAUCAAAGCUUUGAUGAAGAAUACGCUGGAGUGUUUCACUUCAGGUUCUGGCAGUAUGGCCGCUGGGUAGACGUUGUAGUCGAUGACCGUCUACCCACGUAUCGCGGUAAAUUAGUCUUCCUUCACUCAUCAGAGAGAAAUGAAUUUUGGAGUGCCUUAUUGGAGAAAGCAUAUGCUAAACUACACGGUUCCUAUGAAGCCUUAAAGGGAGGUUCUACGUGUGAAGCAAUGGAAGAUUUCACUGGUGGUGUUACAGAGAUGUAUGAAAUGACUGAACUACCACCAAACUUCUAUACUAUACUACUGAAAGCCUACGAACGUAAUUCACUAAUGGGAUGCAGUAUUGAGCCUGACCCCAAUAUAUUAGAAGCUGAGACCCCAGUGGGUUUGAUUAGGGGUCACGCGUAUUCUGUGACUAGGGUCAAAUAUGUGGAUAUUGAGACCCCGGGGCGAGCUGGGAAAAUACCCCUACUGAGAUUAAGAAACCCUUGGGGCAAUGAGGCUGAAUGGAAUGGACCUUGGAGUGAUAAAUCACCAGAAUGGCGCUUCAUUCCACAAUCUGAGAAGGAAGAGUUGGGUUUGACGUUUGACGAUGAUGGAGAAUUUUGGAUGUCUUUCAAAGACUUCACAAGCAACUUUGAUAGAGUUGAAAUCUGUAACUUGAAUCCCGACUCACUCGAUCCUGAAGAAUGUCCCGAGGGAUGCACUAAGAAGUGGGAAAUGUCUGUGUUUGAAGGGGAGUGGGUUAGAGGUGUAACCGCUGGUGGCUGCAGAAAUUACUUGGAAUCGUUUUGGAAGAAUCCUCAAUACACCGUUACAUUGACAGACCCUGAUGAAGAUGACGCUGAGAACAAAUGUACUAUAAUAGUGGCAUUGAUGCAGAAGAACCGUCGCUCUCAACGACACCAGGGACUCGAAUGUCUGACCAUAGGGUUCGCGGUGUACCGUCUGCCCGACUACGGACAUGUACCCAAGCCUUUAGAUGUGAACUUCUUUAAAUACAACGCGAGUGUGGGCAGGUCGCAGGCAUUCAUUAACCUGAGGGAGGUCAGCGCGAGAUUCAAGUUCGAGCCCGGUAGCUACGUCAUAGUGCCUUCAACCUUCGAACCUGACGAGGAGGGGGAGUUCCUGUUACGAGUGUUCUCUGAGAAAACUAAUAAUAUGACAGAGAACGACGAAGAAGUUGGCAUGGGAGAUGUGGAUGAUAGAGUGAAAGAAAUGGCUCCUAACCCCGAGCCCGCGGAUCCUGUAAGAGAAUUCUUCACGCGCCUUGCUGGCAGCGACGGGGAGGUUGACUGGCAGGAAUUAAAGGAGAUACUGGACUACGCUAUGAGAGAGGAAAUGGCAAUGCGACAUGGUGCUUACGACGGGGGCGGGCAAGCUAUACAAGCUUCACCGAAUGAACAAAGCUGUUUGGAACAGCUUCUCUGCGCUCUCUGCACGCCGAUAUGCAAGGAAAUAGGAAUAGACUUGCAGCAAAUGCAGACACAACCUGAACAAGUGCACCUCAACCAACCACAACCGACGCAAGAACUUAAAGGACAAGGAUUUUCUAAGGAAGUCUGUAGGAGUAUGGUUGCUAUGUUGGACAAAGAUAAUUCCGGUGGACUUGGUUUCGAAGAAUUCAAAUCUCUUUGGAUCGAUUUACGUAAUUGGAGGGCCGUGUUCCGUCUGUACGACGUAGAGGUUCGCGGCGCCAUCCCCGCUCACAGUCUGAGGGACGCGCUGCACUCCGCCGGGUACACCGUCAACGCGCACGUGCUGAACGUGCUCGCUCACAGAUACGGAUCAAGCGAUGGCUACAUACAAUUUGAUGAUUUCAUAAUGUGUUCAGUGCGACUCAAAACUAUGAUCGAUACUUUCCAAGGCAGAUCAUCGGGAGGGGAUUACGCUACAUUUUCUCUCGACGAAUGGUUGAAUCGCACAGUUUACUCCUAA
Messenger RNA from Danaus chrysippus (African queen), 2448 nucleotides. The record is from the annotation of a GenBank genome assembly. Lineage: Eukaryota; Metazoa; Arthropoda; Insecta; Lepidoptera; Nymphalidae.